Amaranthus tricolor (Joseph's coat) is the source of this 1698-nucleotide messenger RNA. RefSeq lists its product as uncharacterized. The transcript has 4 exons. NCBI's taxonomy places the organism in Eukaryota, Viridiplantae, Streptophyta, Magnoliopsida, Caryophyllales, Amaranthaceae. The record is from RefSeq and is a predicted model, not a curated record. The coding region runs from base 1 to 1698 and encodes 565 amino acids.
AUGAGUUGCCCUAAUGACCAAAUUCCAGAUUGGUUGUUUGCCCAAUCCUUUUAUGCAUGGUUGUUUGAUGAGCACAAGUCCUCAUUUAAUGCAUCAUACAGUGAGACUAUCAAGGUUCUCACAAAACAGAUGGUUGCUCUAUCCAAACAAAUGGCCAUGAUAAGUAUACUGAGUAAUACUUCGUGCUCUUCAGCUUAUAACAUUUCUAUGUGUGAUACGUGUGGCGUUUCUGGCCACUGUUCAAGCACAUGCCCCCAAGUUUACAAGGAGGCAAAUGCUUUGUAUAGUAAGCCAAUAAACGAUCCUCUCUCUAACACAUAUAAUGCAGGCACUAAGAACUAUCCAAAAUUUUCAUACAAGAACCUUAAUGUGCUGAACCAACCACCAUAUCAACAACCAUACAAUCCACCAGGGUUCAUCCCACCACCCAAGCAGUUGAACCAUUCACCUCCACACCACCACCACCAUCAACCCUCUAAUGUUGAUACGCAAAUUCAAGAGUUAAGAAAUUUAAUGCAGGCACAUAUACAGUCAAGCAGUGCACAUAUGAAGAUGCUAGAGACUCAAGUAACACAAUUCUCUCAACAGCAGAAUAUGCGUGCUCCUAAUCAGUUUUCUAGCCAGCCUCAACAUAAGGGCAAGGAGCCUAGUAAAAUAAAUGUUGUGAUCGAGGUGGAAGGUAAGGAAUUGGCUGACACUCCUCUACAAGAGGUGUUUCUUGUGAAGCCAAUUGGUGAUACUAAGACUGAUACUAUUUGCUUUGAAUCUGGUAAAUUGAGAAAUGACAAUGAUAAUGGGAAGAAAUCAAAGUUAACUGGUAUUAAAAUUGAUUACGUCCUUUUCUGUCGAAAGUUGGCUCAAGUCAAACUUGAGAAUAAGUAUGGAAAGUUUUUUUUAAAUCACUCAAAGACAAUUCCCAAGUUAGGAGACCGUGGUAAUUUCAGUAUCCAUGAUACUAUUGGAGGUGUUUUCAUGAGCAAAGCUUUAUGUGAUUUGGGUGUAGGUAUAAGUUUAAUUCCAUAUUCAUUUUACAAGAAACUAGAAAAUGUUGGUAAACAGGCCCCUUAUGACAUUAAAAUUCAACUUAUCGAUCGUAGUCUUAUCUACCCUAAGGGAAUUUUGAUGGAUGUAUCAGUAGCAAUUGGAAGGUCUGUUGUCCCUUGUGACUUUUUAAUUAUAGAUAUGCCUGAAGACCCUAAGACCCCAAUCAUUUUAGGGAGACCAUGUUUGGAAACUUUUGGGACCGUGGUAGAUGUUGCUAAGGAUAGAAUUGUGAUGGAAAUAGGGGAUGAUAAGCAUGAAUUCAAUAUUGAUAAUUCCCUUGAUUUUGCUGUAUUUGUUGAAUCUUUGUCAUGCACCAAAGGGAGUGAAGAGGUGAUGAGUUGGGAAGAUAUUUGUAAUAACAAUUUUGAUCUAACACAUGAGUUGUUGCAAGAUAAUGAGUUUGUGCAGGAUACUAAGUUGCAAGAUGAAGAGCCAAUGCAUGAGGAAAAGGAGGUGACAAGGGAAAGCUCCACACCUCCCAAGGUAAUUUCUAGUGAACUUUUAUCCAUAAAGAGUGCUAACGUUGUCCCCAAAAAAAUCACAAAAGGAAAUGUUUUUAAAAAGAAGUUUUGUAAGAGAAAGAAAAAGCAAAGGCUUGUUGGGGACAAUAGUUUUAAAAGUGUUGAUCUUGUUGACGAUGAUACUACUUGGUAG